UUGUUGCGGCUGUCUUCUUCAUCAUCCUCUCUCUCUCUCUCUCUCUCUCUCUGUUUCGUCCCGCCGCAAAAUCGAAUCGGAAGCUUUUCUGCUGUCAUCAGUCGGCGUCAUUUCAUCGAUAGUGACGUUCCGAGCCAUUAAAAAACCCUAGCUUCAGCGUCAACCCGGCAUUUGAUGAUAAAAGCUUCAACCUGAUUUCUCCCCCAACGUACCCAACUUCGCAAUGGGGGCGAGCCGGAAGCUCCAAGGGGAGAUCGACAGGGUGCUGAAGAAGGUCCAGGAAGGCGUCGAUGUCUUCGACAGCAUCUGGAACAAGGUUUAUGAUACCGAAAAUGCGAACCAGAAGGAGAAGUUUGAGGCGGACUUGAAAAAGGAGAUUAAGAAGCUGCAGAGGUAUAGGGACCAGAUUAAGACGUGGAUUCAGUCCAGUGAAAUCAAGGACAAAAAGGUGAGCGCCUCCUAUGAGCAGGCUCUCGUGGAUGCCCGAAAGCUCAUUGAGCGUGAAAUGGAGAGAUUUAAGAUAUGUGAGAAGGAAACCAAGACAAAAGCAUUCUCCAAGGAGGGGCUUGGACAACAACCUAAAACUGACCCAAAGGAGAAGGCCAAGUCAGAAACAAGGGAUUGGAUAAACAAUGUGGUUGGGGAGUUGGAAACCCAAAUUGAUAUCUUUGAAGCUGAAAUUGAGGGGCUCUCAGUCAAGAAAGGAAAGACAAGGCCCCCUAGAUUGGUACAUUUAGAGACAUCAAUUGCUCGACACAAGGCCCAUAUAAUGAAGAUGGAAUUAAUAUUGAGGCUCCUGGAUAAUGAUGAAUUGAGCCCUGAGCAGGUUAAUGAUGUCAAGGACUUCUUGGAUGACUAUGUGGAAAGAAAUCAGGAGGACUUUGAUGAAUUUAGCGAUGUUGACGAGCUUUACAGCUCACUGCCACUUGAGAAGGUGGAGUCUCUUGAAGAGCUGGUUACAAUGGGACCCUCCAGCCUUCUGAAGGCAACACCUCUUAGUUUAAAGACUUCUUUGGCAGCAUCAGCAGCCCAGACAAUGGCCACAAGUACCACCAGUCAUCAGCAGAGUACGUCAGUUCAGGAGCAAGCUGAAGAGCCAAGUUCUCAGGAUGCCAAUCCUGAUACAAAUACAAUUACAGGAACACCACCUGCGAAAAGUAGCACAAUUGGUUCUGCUGCUACAACUCCCACAGGGGGGCGCAGUACAUCAAUUCUAUCCAAUGCUCCUGCUAAUACAUCUGGAGCCCCAACCACAUUGACCACAUCAGUUCAUGCUAUCCUGGAAAAUGCUGGGGCUGCUAAUUCUUCAUCUACUGCAAACCUUUCUACUUCUUCCAAAGAGGAAGAAAAUGUAAACUUGCCUGGCCGUAAACCAUCUCCUUCUCUUACUGAUUGUGCAAUUGCUAGGGGAUUGGGAAGGGGUGCUCUUUCGAGCCAACCAUCAGCAAGCGCUCCUCUAACUUCAAUCGGUGCAUUACCAAGUAAUGGUGGGCUUGUUUCAGUACCCUCUGCUUCUGACAUAAAGAGGAAUGUUUUAGGAGCUGAUGACAAACUUGGUGGUGGUGGCAUGGCACAGCCUCUUGUAUCCCCACUAAGCAAUAGAAUGAUCUUGCCUCAGGCUGCAAAAGCUGCUGAUGGAACUGGUUCGGUUGAUUCUGGUAAUAGUGGUGACAAUGUAGCCAUUGCUGGCAGAGUUUUCUCUCCUCCUAUGGUUUCAGGGAUUCAGUGGAGGUCAGGAAGUUCUUUCAACCAGAAUGAAGCAGGACAGUUACGUGGCAGAGCUGAAAUAGCACCUGACCAGAGGGAAAAAUUUUUACAGCGACUCCAGCAAGUGCAACAACAGGGUCAUAGUUCACUUUUAGGCAUGCAAUCAUUGGCUGGAGGAAAGCAGUUCUCUGCAUCACAGCAAAUUCCACUCCUGCAGCAAUUUAAUUCUCAAAGUUCAUCUGGCCUUGGACUGGGAUUACAGGCACCAGGUCUUAAUACUGGAUCAGCUGGCCAUUUGCAACAAUUUGGUCAGCAAGCACUUAUGGCUGCAGCUCCAAAAGAUUCAGAAGCUGUCCAUGAAAAGGUAGAUGAGCCACAGGAAGAGCAGAUUAUAGCUGAUGAUUCAACAGCUGAAUCUGGUACCAGCCUUGGUGUUGGCAAGAUCACUAUGAAUGAGGAUGAUAUGAAAUCCCCUCAUUCCGUAGACGCUCCUGCUGGAGUAUCUGGUGAGCCCACUCAAAUUCCUAGAGAUACUGACCUAUCCCCUGGACAGCCAUUUCAAUCCAUGCAAUCUUCUGGAAGCCUAGGUGUCAUUGGGCGUAGGAGUGUUGCUGAUCUCGGUGCUAUAGGGGAUAAUCUUGGUGGACCAACUGUGACUGCAGGGCCAAUGCAUGAUCAGCUAUACAAUCUACAGAUGCUCGAGGCUGCAUAUCACAAACUUCCUCAGCCGAAGGACUCAGAAAGGGCAAGGAGCUACAUCCCUAAGCAUCCUGUGGCAACUCCUUCUAGCUAUCCUCAAGUACAGGCUCCCAUUGUGAACAACCCAGCCUUCUGGGAACGGUUAGGGAUGGAGCCUUAUGGUGCUGAUACCCUUUUCUUCGCAUUCUACUACCAGCAGAACACUUACCAACAGUAUUUGGCCGCGAAAGAACUGAAGAAGCAGUCUUGGAGAUUCCACAAGAAAUACAACACGUGGUUUCAGCGGCAUGAAGAGCCAAAAGUCACCACCGAUGAAUAUGAGCAGGGGACUUAUGUUUACUUUGACUUUCAUAUUGCCAAUGACGACCUACAGCAUGGAUGGUGCCAGAGAAUUAAGACAGAAUUCACAUUCGAGUACAAUUAUCUGGAAGAUGAACUCAUGGCCUAACCAUCAUCAUCGAGAUGUUCUGCAGUGUUAAUAUCAUCACUGACCUAAUGGUAACCUGAUCCAGCGUCCUUGUCAUGGAGGACUCAAGCCAGAGCUAAAUUAGGCUUUCCUUCUUUCUCGGACCUAUAUUUACUCGGUAUCUCUAUAAUUAUAAUAGUCCCGAUUCUACAAAAUUACCGGUUUUAGUUGGCAAAUGGCACACUAAUUUAAAUUUAAUUAUCCUCUCGAUGGAAUUUGCAAUGCAUCGGUAAGCUUUCUUGACGA
Molecule: messenger RNA, 3118 nt
Organism: Punica granatum (pomegranate)
Lineage: Eukaryota; Viridiplantae; Streptophyta; Magnoliopsida; Myrtales; Lythraceae
Source: RefSeq, a predicted model, not a curated record